CCAACACCGGCGCGACACGGGGGGGGACACACAAAGGCUGCGCUGUCCCCUCCUGCGGCGCGGGUAUAAAACCUCCUGAAACCGCCCCAAAACCGCCCCAAACCCCGCGAAUCCUCCCGGGGGCAGCCAGGGCCCCGUGUCCGGUGCCAUGGCCGAGCUGCCCGAGCGGAGCGAAGCGAGCGAUGCGACCGAGCUGACCGAGCUGGAGGCGGCCAUCGAGCGCAUCGUCACCGUGUUUGUCACCUUCGCCGCCAAGGAGGGCAGGAAGGGCACGCUGAGCACCGGAGAGUUCAAGGAGCUGGUGCGGCUCCAGCUGCCCAACAUGAUGAAGGACGUGCCCUCCCUGGAGGAGAAGAUGAGCGAGCUGGACGUGAACAACGACGAGGAGCUGAGAUUCGGGGAGUUCUGGCGGCUGAUCGGGGAGCUGGCCAAGGCCGUGCGCAGGGACAAGGCGGCCAAGAAGUGACGGGGCUUCUGAAAAAUAAAGAGAGGUU
Molecule: messenger RNA, 494 nt
Organism: Camarhynchus parvulus
Lineage: Eukaryota; Metazoa; Chordata; Aves; Passeriformes; Thraupidae
Gene: S100A13
Product: S100 calcium binding protein A13
Exons: 3
Coding region: 149-466 (105 amino acids)
Biological process (GO): positive regulation of cell population proliferation; positive regulation of canonical NF-kappaB signal transduction
Cellular component (GO): perinuclear region of cytoplasm
Molecular function (GO): RAGE receptor binding
Source: RefSeq, a predicted model, not a curated record